AUGAAAAAAGGAACCCCCUUCAAAUGGGAGAUAGAAUGCGAAGAAGCUUUCCAACACUUCAAAAGGGUCCUAGCGGAACCUCCAAUCCUCGCAAAACCUCAAACAGGGGAAACACUAUACCUGUACCUCUCCAUAACGGAAGAAGCAAUCGCAGCAGCACUCGUCCGGGAAAACGAGAAAAAGGAACAAAAACCCAUAUACUUCAUAAGCAAGGUCCUACAGGACACAGAAGCUCGCUAUUCACGCUUAGAAAAGCUAGCUUUCGCACUCCUCUCGGCUUCCCGACGGCUACGACAAUACUUCCAAGCUCACCCCAUAACGGUCCGAACCGACCAAGCGGUCAAACAAGUAUUACAAAAACCCGACCUAGUAGGAAGAAUGCUAGCAUGGUCCAUCGAGUUAUCCCAAUUCCAGAUCAGGUUCGAACCACGAAACGCCAUCAAAGCGCAGGCCUUGACCGACUUCAUCGCUGAAAUGACUCCGAUCAAACUCACCCCCGAACCAUGGAAACUGCACGUCGACGGCUCAUCAAACUCCACUCACGGAGGCGCCGGAAUUAUACUCGAAAACCAAAAUGGGAUCAUAAUUGAACAAUCAAUAAGAUACGACUUUCCAGUAUCAAAUAACCAAGCAGAAUACGAGGCCCUCUUAGCAGGCCUAAACCUAGCCCGGGAAGUCGACGCCAAGGUACUCGAAGUAAAUACCGAUUCCCAGGUAGUAUGCUCCCAAAUCAACGGGAGCUACCAUACCCGGGAUCCCCUACUCCAACAAUACCUCAAUAGAGUGAGUAAAUUGAAGGAAGGAUUCGAAAACAUCACCAUACAACACGUCCCUAGGGAACGAAACGCCAGGGCAGACCUACUCUCCAAACUAGCCAGUACAAAGUCGGGACACGGUAACCGAUCACUGAUUCAGGAGGUCGUUAAGUCGCCUUCCGUAUCGAUAAUAAUCAACACACAUCUAACAUCCUCAAACCGGGAGUCUUGGACGUACCCUAUCCUACAAUACCUCCUCGACGGAACCCUACCACCAGACCCAAAAGAGGAAAGGCGAAUAAAAAGAGAAGCCGCCAACUACACCAUCAUAGCAGGACAGCUAUACAAACGCGGAUUCUCGCAACCCCUACUCAAAUGUAUCGAACCCGGGGACACGGAGUACAUACUCCGCGAGAUCCACGAAGGCUGCUGCGGUCACCACAUCGGAGGAAAAACGCUAGCCCAAAAAAUCAUCAGGGCUGGCUACUUCUGGCCCACAAUCAUUCGAGACUCCGUACAGUUAACAAAAAGCUGCGACAAAUGCCAAAGGCACGCCAAUACCCACCAAGCCGCCCCGCACCAACUCAGCAUUAUCUCGGCAGAACGGCCGUUCGGCAGUUGGGGAAUCGACCUCGUCGGGCCCUUCCCCACAGCACCCGGCCAACUCAGAUAUCUCGUCGUCGCCAUAGACUACUACACCAAAUGGAUUGAAGCUGAGCCCCUAGCCUCCAUAACGGCGACCCAAUGUCGAAAAUUCGUCUGGCGACAGAUCAUUACCCGAUUCGGAAUCCCCGAAGUCAUCAUCUCAGACAACGGAACUCAGUUUACCGACAAAAAAUUCAGAGAACUCCUAGAAGGAUUACGCAUAUCCCAUCGCUUCAGCUCGGUAGAACAUCCCCAAACAAACGGACAGGUGGAAUCCGCCAACAAAAUAAUCGUUAAAGGACUCAAGAAACGGCUCGACGAAGCCAAAGGACUAUGGGCAGAUGAGUUGGGAUCAGUCCUAUGGUCGUACUGA
Arachis duranensis is the source of this 1773-nucleotide messenger RNA. RefSeq lists its product as uncharacterized. The record is from RefSeq and is a predicted model, not a curated record. Gene Ontology annotation, biological process: DNA integration. The transcript has a single exon. NCBI's taxonomy places the organism in Eukaryota, Viridiplantae, Streptophyta, Magnoliopsida, Fabales, Fabaceae. Bases 1 to 1773 code for a protein of 590 amino acids. Gene Ontology annotation, molecular function: RNA-DNA hybrid ribonuclease activity; nucleic acid binding.